Diaporthe amygdali is the source of this 1902-nucleotide messenger RNA. RefSeq lists its product as uncharacterized. The transcript has 3 exons. The coding region runs from base 1 to 1902 and encodes 633 amino acids. Gene Ontology annotation, biological process: transmembrane transport. The record is from RefSeq and is a predicted model, not a curated record. NCBI's taxonomy places the organism in Eukaryota, Fungi, Ascomycota, Sordariomycetes, Diaporthales, Diaporthaceae. Gene Ontology annotation, molecular function: transmembrane transporter activity.
AUGGCCGAGAACCAGCGCUGGGAGGAUGACCUCGACCGUCGCAUCACCGGCGCCGAGGCCGACGCCGCCAACUUCGGCCGCCCCUCCCACGAGAUCGAGCGAGUCCUGAGCGCCUCCUCCGUCUCGACCUCCUCCAAUGGCUCCGUCCGGGAGCGUCCCAUCACCGCCGGCGGCAUGAGCAGGGUCUCGACACAGCGCGACCUGGAGCGCCACCCCACAGAGCUCGACCGCAUACAGACGGCCAGAAGCCAGCACAGCGUAACCGUCGGCGCCGGUCUGGGGAAGAGCAACACACGCACCCGUGACUCGAGGAGGCCAAUGCCCCCAAUGGGCGCGGGCAAGUCGCUGCCAGCCGCCCUGGACAAGGAUGAGUAUGUCGUCGAGUUUGAUGGGCCAGACGACCCGCUCCACGCGCAGAACUGGCCAUUGAACAAGAAGAUCCUCACGGCAGCAAUGCUUGGCUUCACGACCCUCACAUCCGCCUUCACCUCCAGUAUCUUCUCUGCCGGUACCCGCUCCAUCGCCGCCGAGUUCAACGUGUCCACCGAGGUGGGAAUUCUCGGUGUCUCCUUCUACGUCCUCGGUUUUGCCUUCGGGCCCACCCUGUGGGCACCGCUCUCAGAGCUCAAGGGGCGCCGCAUGCCGCUGGUUCUGUCCAUGUUCGGCUUCUCUAUCUUCACUAUCGCAGUAGCCACUGGCAAAGACCUCCAGACUGUCCUAAUCUGCCGUUUCUUCUCCGGCUUCUUUGGCGCCUGCCCGCUGGCCGUCGUCGCCGCUGUCUUCUCUGACAUGUUCAACAAUGCCACCCGAGGUAUUGCCAUCACCAUCUUCUCCAUGGCCGUUUUCACCGGCCCGUUGCUUGCACCGUUCAUCGGCGGCUUCAUCGUCGAGAGCUACCUCGGAUGGCGAUGGACGAUGUACAUCACCAGCAUCAUGGGCUUCGUGAGCUUCGGCCUGGACCUGUUGUUCCUCGAGGAGACCUACCCACCGCAGAUCCUGGUUGCCAAGGCUACCGAGCUGCGCCGCAGGACUCAGAACCACUUCAUCCACGCCAAGCAGGAGGAGAUCGAGAUUGAUUUCCGGGAGCUUGUUGAGAAGAACUUUUCGCGUCCUAUGAGGCUCCUUUUCCAGGAGCCAAUCGUGCUUCUUCUCUCGAUUUACAUGUCCUUCGUCUAUGGCAUUCUUUACCUCUUCCUGACAGCUUACCCCCUCGUCUUCGUCGGUGUCCAUGGCUUCAAGUCCAGCAGCUCGGGCCUCUGCUUCUUCGGCAUGAUCAUCGGCGAGCUUAUCGCCGGAGUGGUCGUCCUAGCCCAGCAGCCCUGGUACCAGCGCAAGCUGGCAGCCAACAACGGGAUCCCCAUCCCGGAGUGGCGUCUGCCCUCCGUCAUUGCAGGCGGUGUCGCGUUCAUGGGCGGCAUCUUCUGGUUCGGCUGGACCGGUUACAGGGCCGACAUCCACUGGAUCGUACCCACGGCCUCAGGGCUUUUGACCGGCUUCGGGCUCAUGUCCAUCUUUCUGCAGGCGUUGAACUAUCUGGUCGAUGCUUACUUGUGGGUGGCAGCUUCUGCGAUCGCCGGAAACACGUUCAUGCGCUCGUUGGCAGGCGCGGGCUUCCCACUCUUCGCGACGUACAUGUUCAAUGGCAUGGGCAUCCAGUGGGCUUCCACACUCCUGGGCUGUGUGGCCGCUGUGCUGGUGCCCAUCCCGGUCAUCUUCUACCUCUACGGCCACAAGAUCCGCGCUAAGAGCAAGGUCGCGCCUUCGUUCCCGGCUCAGUCUCAGCCCCAGGCAGAGGCUUCUGAAGAUGUCGAGUCCGAGAAGGAGAAGGACCAGGCCGGCAAUGACGCUGUCUCAGCGGCUGUGCCGCGGAAAGAUGGCGACAAGGCCACUGAGGCCGUCUAG